Messenger RNA from Penicillium samsonianum, 1086 nucleotides. Its product is annotated as sugar phosphate isomerase/epimerase family protein. The record is from RefSeq and is a predicted model, not a curated record. The transcript has a single exon. Bases 1 to 1086 code for a protein of 361 amino acids. Lineage: Eukaryota; Fungi; Ascomycota; Eurotiomycetes; Eurotiales; Aspergillaceae.
AUGGCUUUCAACCGCCCCGGCAUCGCUUCAAUGUCCCUAGGUCGACCGUGGGUACACGACCUGCCCGGCAAGCUGAUGCAAGCCGCAGACCACGGCUUCGAGGGCAUUGAACUCUUCUUCGACGACCUAGACUGCUACGCCCAGCGGGUAUUUGGCGGUGAUCACCACGAAGCCGCACGGUCAACACGGCGGAUGUGCAAGCGCCUGGGCCUGACCAUUAUCUGCCUACAGCCAUUUUCCAUGUACGAGGGUCUCAUCGACCGCGCGGAGUCAGACCGGCUCAUCAAUGAGAAGCUCCCUAAGUGGUUCACCCUAGCGCGGGCGCUGGGCACAGAUAUGAUCCAGGUUCCGUCGAACUUCCUAGGUGCAGACCCGAAGACCGGUGCUGCUCGCACCACUGGCGACCGCACUGUCAUUGUUCGUGAUCUUCAGCGCCUGGCUGAUUUAGGCGCCGGUGCUGGCUUCCGGUUUGUCUACGAGGCUCUCUGUUGGGGCGAUCAUAUUGAUACCUGGGAGGCCUCGUGGGAGGUGGUCCGUGAUGUCAACCGUCGCAACUUUGGUCUGUGUCUGGACUCUUUCAAUAUCGCCGGUCGUGUAUAUGCCGACCCUGCUGCACCUUCGGGCCGCACACCUAAUGCGGCUGCGGACUUGGCUGCCUCGUUGCAGCGUCUGCGCACUGCCAACAUCGAUCCAGCCAAAAUUUUCUACGUCCAGCUUGUUGACGGUGAGCGUCUUUCUGCCCCGUUGGAUGAAAAGCAUCCUUUCCAUGUUGCUGGACAGCCUGUCCGCAUGAACUGGUCCCGCAAUGCCCGUCUAUUUCCCCUCGAGGAGUCCCGUGGUGGUUAUCUGCCCAUUGUGGAUGUCGCUCGCGUCUUCUUCGAAGAUCUCGGCUUCCGCGGCUGGGUUUCUCUUGAACUCUUUAGCCGAACUCUUGGCGAGACCGAUCCAUUUGUUCCUGCCGACCACGCUCGUCGUGGCAUGGACUCAUAUAACAAAAUGGCUCGUAUCUUGCACUGGGAUGAGCCUGCUGAGAACAUCUCGGUGCCAAUCCCAGCGCCCGAAUCACCUGUUCAACACCGCCUCUAG